UCUUACAGUCAUUGCAACAGUUAAUAUUUCACACAAGUGUUCUUGAACAUCUUAAGAUACAUAAAGUACAAGAGCAGCUGUUGGUCAAAGAGUACAGAACCAUAAGAGACGGUGAGUACUUUAAACAAAACAAGUUUCUGUCUGGGGAAGGUUUUAAAAUAGCAGUCAAUCUUUAUGUAGAUGAUUUUGAGAUAUGUAACCCUCUGGGUACAUCUCGUAAAAAGCAUAAACUCUGUGGUGUCUAUUGGGUGUUGGGUAAUUUGCCACCAGGUUCCCAUUCAACGCUUAAUUCAAUUAAUUUAGCUGUUCUAUGCAAAUCUGAUGAUAUCAAGGCAUAUGGUUUUGAAAAAGUUUUGGAGCCUCUCCUACAAGACUUGAAAAUAUUAGAACAGCAUGGUGUUUUUAUUUCUCAGCUUGGUCAGUUUGUCAAAGGUUCUGUCCAGUGUGUAAUAGCUGACAAUCUUGGGGCACAUUCAAUUGGAGGGUUCGUUGAAAGUUUUUCAGGAGGGUCAAUAUGCAGGUUUUGCACUGGAGACAAAUCUGAAUUUCAAAUUAAAGAUGUCCAGUCAGGUUCCUUCCAGCUCAGAACUAGAGACAUUCAUGAUGCACAUGUCCAGUCUGCUAAAAAGAAUGCUACUGUUUGCUGCGGUGUGAAAAAACUGUGUGUUUUAACAGAGCACCUUUUACAUUUUCAUGUUUGCACUGGCUAUCCCCCUGACAUUGUACACGAUCUCUUUGAAGGUAUAGUUCCAGUUGAGCUGGCCCGUUGUAUUGCUUCACUGAUAUCCAAAAAAUACUUCACACUUGAUGACCUUAACACAUUGAUUCAGACAUUUCCUUACAAAUGGGGAGACAAAACCAAUCGCCCCCAUGUCAUACCUCAGUCUUUUACAUCUCGCAGCACGAUUGGCGGCAAUGCCCAUGAAAAUUGGGCCUUGCUGAGAUUGCUUCCCUUUUUGAUUGGCCAAAUCUUACCAGAAGAUGAGCCUGCAUGGCAGGUUGUUCUAGAGCUAAAGGAUAUUGUUGAGUUGGUUGUAGCUCCCAUUCACACAGACGAAACCAUUGCAUAUCUUGAGGCUAAGAUCUAUGAUCACAGACAGCGGUAUCUUGAACUCUUUCCACAUGCUAAGCUUUUACCAAAACAUCACUAUUUGGAGCACUACCCUCAUAUGAUUCGUUGUUUUGGACCUCUAAUUGCAUUGUGGACAAUGAGGUUUGAGGCUAAACAUAGUUUCUUUAAGCAGGUAGCUCGACACACAAAUUGCUUUAAGAAUAUACCUCGGUCAUUAGCUAUCAAACAUCAACUCAUGCUUGCUUAUCACACACAUUCCCCGACUCUCAAGAAGUCAUCCCUGGAGGUCACAGAUGUCUCAUUCAUGCCUGUUGAUGUCCUCAAUGAGGGAGUAGUGUCUCAACUUAAGCAGAGAUACCCAGAUUUAUCUGCAUUACAUAUGACAAAAAGUGUGUCUUUCAGUGGAAUACAUUACAGUGAAGGAAUGCUUAUUGCACAUGGAUCUGUAGAUGGACUGCCCAGAUUUAGGGAGAUUAUUCAAAUGUGCAUUGUGAAGGGAAAGCUGUGUUUUCUAGUGAAAGAUUUAUGUGUUUGGUAUAGGGAGCAUUAUCGUGCAUUUGAGCUGUCAGCUUCACCAACUAGAGAGGUUACCCUUAUUGAGCUUGCUGAGCUGAAGGACCCAUAUCCUCUUGUGGACUACUUGGUUGGUGGUGUGCGUAUGACAACACUGAAAAGAUUCAUCAUAGUGGAAGACUAAAGGUGACCAGUAAUGGCAAACCCCGUAGUUCUGCGGAUCCUCUUUGGUGGUGAAUAUGACUCAAGAAAACUUACCCUUGCUUCUGGAAUCCCUGGAACAGUGGAAGAGCUACAAACAAUAAUAAAGACUGUGUUUCAAGUGAAGGAUGACUUUCGGUUGCAAUACAUGGACAUUGACUUCAACCAGUUCAUGAACCUAACUUCAGUUUCUGAAAUUCAAAACAAAGGCACACUUAAAGUUAUAUACUGCUCAGUGUCUUCACCUGAGGAGCCUUACGUCACUUUGUAUCCAGUGAGCUCACCUGAAGGGGCCUCGUUUACCACUGCAGAUCCUCAAACACCAUCCUCUUCAGUUGCCUCUUCAUGCAGUGAUGAUACACUCUACACCUCAACUCCACAUUCCUCUCCAGAAACUCAGUCCUCAAAAGUGUCAUCGUGGCCCCAGGUUUUUGUGGUACCCAAAUUCUCCUAUGAGGCUGAAUUUGAGCUACAACUGAAAAAUGAGGAGUUUGAGACAAGCGGAACACAUUUCAACCCUGGACCAAAGCUGAAAGGAGUCAUCCUUGAAGGUUUAGCCCAAGAAAUGGUGAAAUACACAAAAUACCCCAAAGACUAUCAGUGUGAAGAAGUUGCAGCCGCUUUGACCAGAGCUCAUCCUUGUUUGGGGCAGCUUGGAUCCAAGACAGGGUUUUGGGGAUGGAAACAGUCUCUGAAAUAUAAAAUGCAAAACUAUAGAACAAAGCUGGGGCGACUUGGACAUCCUGAGAUCCGCGUCAACUGCUUAAAGCACAAACGAGAAGGCCAAGGCAAAGCUGCAGCCAGCGUCAAGAAACCCAGAAAGGCUGAGAUUAAUUACAUUCCUCUCCAUCCUAAAGGUGAAACUGCAAAAAGCUUGGAGGAUGAGAGGAUUGCAUUGUUGUCAGAAGUACAGAAACGGGACAAUGAAGUGGUGAUAAGGGCAAAAAUGGAAAAAACCUUCUCUCAUAGAAGACUGGAGAUAGUGGAGCAGAGGCCAAUGGUAGCUGAGUUCAAGGACAGGUGGCCUGCCCUGUUUGAGCACCGUGAAGUGAAUGCAGAGUUCAUGCGACUGACCACCAAACCAUUGCAAUCGAAGUUCAUGUCCCAGCUGGACCAUUUCUCAGACAAACUGGUUCAGAUCUUCAGUGGCAAAGGAGGCGUAAAGGGUCAAAAGAUGAAGAAGGUCCUGGAAAUCGCUAAGUCGAGUGGCAACAUUGACACCAGGAGAGAGUGCAUCUUGAGAGGCCUGAUCAUCUACCUCAAUGAAGAUCCAGACUCUUUCUUUAAGGAAUAUCUGGACCCUGCUACUGAGAACGCAGAGUCAGAUAUCGGAGUUAUGGGGAUCUACAUAAUCCGACGAGAUGGAGAUGAGGAACCAGAGGAUGUCGGGAUUGUGAUCGAAGGCACCAAAGUCCUCAGCCAAGUGGGUAGUGUCAUAAUGGGAUUCAUCUUGACAUUUGGGCUCAUUUAUGCCCUUGAUCUAAGCUACCCGGAAAACCUGAAGUACACCUUCGAGUUUUGCCAGAAGAUCAUCAUGAAUCUGGAUGGGCACAAGCUGAAUACAAAAAUACAGCAGUUAAAAAUCAAGCUGUUUGCUGCAUAAAGAGAGGACAUUAAGGGACCUGUUUGUUUUGUUGCCACUCUUUGACCUCCCUCCUCACCAAAGAUUAACAGUAACUUCUCCCUGCCCAUUCUGGAAUUCUGAAACAGCUUGAUACUGCACAGACAGACAAGGGACUGUAUGGGAGUUUGUUGUUCUCCCGUUCUUCAAAGCAAUAGAAAUGUCAUGGGCACUGAUGAGUGUCUUCUCGUGCAAACUUUGAUUGUCAAAUGGAAAGUCCAGUUUCCAAAUUGUGUUACUCAGAUUUUAAGUUGAUGGACCUUAUAGCACUUUGAUGCACUUUUAUUUCUGCUCUGAAUUGGAAGAACUCCGCAUGUUGUAAACCAGGUUUUUACAGGUUAAGGUUUGAAUGGCUGUACGCCCUUUGGUAUAUUUGAACAGAUAAAGUCUGUGGUUUUGGUCUAAAAUAAUUAAAAAGGGAAAAGGACUGUUCAGACAUAUAUUUAGAUCUCCUUCUUUAUUGAGCCUUUCCUAUUAGUGACUCUUGGUUAUUGGAAAGCUGAAUGUCAAUUUUUUCAACAGUAAAAGAACUGGUAAGGUACUAUAUCCAGGGCACUGGGCAAGAAUAGCACACCUUGUAAAUUGUUUUAGCAAGGAAACCCUUACACAUGUUCAUGUUGAAAUGUUUUCAUGCAUUGAUGUCAUUGAAGACUUUACCGUUCUAUGUCAAUGUUUAUAAUAGCCUCAAAAGCACUUUGAAAUCUUUUGUAAGACUUAAGAAUAUUAAAACAUGACAUUGUCGUGAUUUCUCAGUUUGGUCAGCAGUUCAAUAGUUUUGUUCAGUGUGGUAUAGCUGGCAAACAAAGAUUGAACUGUCGUAAUGAUGAGAUAAUGUAAAUAUGUAUAAUUUUGUGUUAUUCUAAUCUAAAAUGUUCCCAGAUAUUUUGAGCAAAGAUUCUGUCAGGUGCUUUGCAGCUUACACCCAUUGUACAAUUUUAGUACAACUGUAAGACUGUCCCAAGCAAUAGCAGCAUUAUCCAUAUUUUUAUUAGAAAUGGGUAUGUCUGUAAAUGCAUAAUUUCAAAAUCGUCCACUGUUUUAGUGUUAAUUUUUUUUAAAAAACGGGUGGACCUGCACUGUCAUGUUAUUGUUGCAUGUGGCAAUUCAAUAAAAAUGAAGUAAAUACAAAGUUCUGUGUAAUGUCAUUUCAGCUGGGGGGAAUCAAAUGAAAGAUUUGAUUUAAUUUAAAAUAGAUUUCAUUUUAAUUUGGAUGAAUCUAAAUAAAUUUAUUUGAAUUUAAGUUAUUAUUUUGUUGUAGUUAUGACUAAUAAAAUUUAGGAGAACUUACUCAAUUGAAUAAAGUUAGAUCAGUGUAAACCAAUUUCUCUAAACUGAUGUAUACAAUUUAUUUUGAGUUUAACAAAUAAAAAUUAGUCUGAUUAACGUAAUUAAAUUAAAUUUAACCUAUGUUUAUAAUUUGAGUUGGGGCUACGUAAAUAUAUUGGAUGGAAAACCUGCCCACAAAUGAAUUGAGUUAGUCCAAUGAGUUAUUUUUUUGA
Molecule: messenger RNA, 4906 nt
Organism: Acanthochromis polyacanthus (spiny chromis)
Lineage: Eukaryota; Metazoa; Chordata; Actinopteri; Pomacentridae
Exons: 5
Coding region: 1782-3389 (535 amino acids)
Source: RefSeq, a predicted model, not a curated record